Molecule: messenger RNA, 531 nt
Organism: Durio zibethinus
Lineage: Eukaryota; Viridiplantae; Streptophyta; Magnoliopsida; Malvales; Malvaceae
Source: RefSeq, a predicted model, not a curated record
AUGCCUCCAACUUCACUGGGUUUAGCAUUCCUAAUGGUCUCCGGCAUCUCACUUCUCUCUUCCUUCUUGGGCUUCUACACUCAGCUCACCCACUUCUGCUUCAUAACCCAUAUUUCAUUUCUCAUUGCCUCCUUGAUUGGGCAAGUAUUCGGCAUACUGGCCUUAUUUACAAGAGAGAAAUCUAGUCUUUCAAUGCUGAAAUCCCCGCGGGACCCAAAAGAGGCAAAGAUGUUGGUGAGAGUGGAAUGUGGGAUUUUCAUGGCAAUGUUGGUUAUGCAAUUGUUGGUGUUAGCACUGACUUGCAUGGUGCAUAGCUGCUGGGUGAGGGAAUACGAAGGAUUAGAAGCUGAGAGAGAGGCAACAGCCAAGAAAAGGAGCAGAAAGAUAGCAAGAGUUCAAGAGGAAUCCAUGGCAAAUGCAGCCAAAAUUGCUGAGAUUAAAGCCAAGGAGUUUGAUGAGAAGAUGAAGAGCAAGUAUUCAUGGUUUUUGAUGGGUGUCUUAUACUGUGGUUUUUCCUGUUGGGCUGCUUGA